AAUUAAACCAUUAUUAAUUUAAAGCAUAGUGUUAUCAACAUUAACAGAAAAGUGUUUGUAUUAUUAUGGGAAUAUGAAUAUGCUCAUUUCAUAUUAUAAGAUACGUAAAUUAUUUUGUAAUUCAUUUAAUUUAUUGAAAUCUGGUAAACUAUCUUAGAAAAAUGAUUCUCUUGGGAAACUUAUUGAUCUAAUAUAGCAACUCAGAUAUUUUGUUUUUAUUUUGAUUUCGAUCGAGAAUCAAGAUUCGAACACGGAAGUAGUUGGUUUCUUGUUGUUGACGCUUGCAUUGCGAAACAUGUCCUUUUGCUUAAUUAAAAAUAUAAAAUAUGUUUAAAUUAUGGUGAAUGAUACAUUGACUCCAUGAUACGGCAAGUUAAUCCAAAAUAUGGCUUCGAGGGGAGAAAAAGCGAAUGGAAAUGGCGAGGAGCAGAUCGUCGAGACAUUGGCGGAGGUGUUCCGGUGCUUCAUCUGUAUGGAGAAGCUGGUGGAUGCACAUCUGUGUCCUCAUUGCUCGAAACUCUGUUGCUACGGUUGUGUGCGACGAUGGCUAACGGAGCAGAGAUCCCAGUGUCCACAUUGUCGUGCCGCUCUGCACCUCCAUGAGCUCGUUAACUGUCGUUGGGUAGAAGAAGUUACACAGCAAAUCGAAACUAUGCAACAAACAAAUUCCGCUUGUCAAAGGGAAAGUUUUCGCGACAGGUGUCCGACACAUCAGGAGAGGCUAACUGUCUACUGCUGGACAUGUCGGCGCUGUAUAUGUCAUCAGUGUGCUUUAUGGGGUGGCACACACUCGGGCCACACAUUUAAACCAUUAGAAGAGGUGUAUGAGCAACAUGUAACUCAGAUAAGAGAUGAAGUAGCCCAGCUGCGACGUAGACUGAUGGAGCUCAUAAGUCUAGUACAGGAUGUGGAACGUAAUGUCGAAUCCGUGCGCGCUGCGAAGGACGAGCGUGUACGUGAGAUUCGAAACGCCGUGGAACUCAUGAUUUCGAGACUCGACUCCGCUCUUAAAGCGAAGUUGUUGACUCUGAUGGGCCAGAAGAAUGGCCUCACCCAAGAGACAGAGCAGCUCGAACAUCUCCUGCAGGAGAUUGAGCACCAAUUACAUUCCAGCACUAGAUCUGAACUGAUAGCGAAAAGCAUGGAUUUAUCAAAAAUGAUUCACCAAGUGCGGAGGAAACCGAUGGCUAGUUUCGUCUCCGCGCCCGUACCGGCCGAUUUCCAUAGCGAGAUCGUGCCGAGCUACGACAGCAGCACGUUCCCGCUGGGCGGCUUCACGCAGCUGCAGCACGCGGCGGCGCCCGUGUACUCGGCGCCGCUGCACGUCAACGGCCUGUGCUGGCGCCUCAAGGUGUACCCCGACGGCAACGGCGUCGUGCGCGGGAACUACCUGUCCGUGUUCCUCGAGCUCAGCGCCGGCCUGCCCGAGACCUCCAAGUACGAGUACCGAGUGGAGAUGCUGCACCAGGUGUCGCGCGACCCGUCCAAGAACAUCGUGCGCGAGUUCGCGUCCGACUUCGAGGUGGGCGAGUGUUGGGGGUACAACCGCUUUUUCCGCCUCGACCUGCUCGCCAGCGAGGGCUACCUCAACCCCGACACGGAUACACUCAUUUUGAGGUUCCAAGUUCGCCCGCCUACGUUUUAUCAGCGAUGUCGCGAUCAGCAGUGGUAUAUCAACCAGCUGAUUACAAUGCAGAAUCAGCACAUUCUGCAGAUUAAUGAUCUCAAGGAGCGCUUGACACUGGAGAUGUCCCGCAACUCGAUGGCGGCGACGCGCGCGAGCCCGCCGGGCGCCGUGACGUCACCGGCGGCGGCCGGCGCGGGGGAGGACAACCCGUCGCAGAACAACCCCGUGGACGGGAACGGCCUCACCGAUCCGAUCGUCUUCGGGAACCAGUGGAAGUUCAACACGCCGCAAUCCAUUCUUAACGGACAGCGGCUGACUAGCCCGGGCAUCCUGAACACGGCCAUGUACGAGGAGGCGGGCGCGGUGGGCGCGGGGGGCGCGGGCGGCGCGGGCGGCGUGUGCUGCGCCGAGUUCGCGGCCGAGCGCGCGCGCAGCUCCGCGCAGCACGCGCUUGACUCGCCCUACAACAUGCCGUCCACGUCCAGGUCCGCGAGCUCUCUGCAGGGUGCGGAUAACUUAGCGCUGGUGAGCCUUCACACGCUUUUGAGUGCGACCGCGCCCGCUCGUCCCAUACGACCCCGAGUGCGCCUCGACAGACCUGCAGAGUCGCCGCUCGUCGCAGUGGCAAGUACACCCGCGACAGAAGCGAGCACCACUAGUACCACUGUAUUAUGUUCGUCGUUAUCGUCUCCAGAGCUGAACGGCACCACUAGCACCAACGGUGAAGCAGGAGCAGCGAAGCCCGAAGACUCUGCCGGAGGCUCCACUAGCCCUCAACCAGUUGUGACACAACCCGUUUCCGAAUCGAGCAGUGACACCGGAGAUCUCAUGUUCAGUGAGUUGGAUGGUUUCGUGGAUGAAAACAACACAAAUCACACCGAUGAAAUCUCCAACGAGGAAAACGACGUCGACGAAGAAACUAUGUCAGGAGAGAAUGACAUAGAAGGUGCGUGCGGUGGACGUUCCAACGACGCGGGCGACAUCCUCAGCCGACUGCUGUGCGCCGUGCACGGGCGCGGGGUCACGCCAGCGGGCAGCGACGGGCCCCUGUCGCCCGCGCACGCCACCCCGCACGUGUCCGCGCACACCACUGCGCACACGCCCUCGCACCCGCACGUGUCCUCGCACUCCACCGCGCACGCCCCCCCGCAGGGACCCCACCACUCGUUCUUGCACCUGCCCGCCACCCUGCCCACUCCCGCGCGGCACGACGACCCGCAGUUCUCCACCUCCGCUCACACCGACAUGCUGCUGCUGAACCUCAUGCGCAUCAACGGUCUGACUCCCAAGUGCCCGAAGAGCUCGCGGACCGGGCCGAAGCGCAACUGGUCCACGUCGUCACAGGGCGAGGCCCCGUCGCGGCCGGCGGGCGGCGCUCCGCCCCGCGCGACCCGCCCCGCGCGCCGCCCGCCCCGGGCUCCCCGCAACCCGCCGCUGUCGCCCGGGCAGCUGCAGCGGGACCUGCCUCCGAGCAUGGGCUGGGCGGGCGCGGCGAGCGGCAUGGUGGGCGCGGGCGCCAGCGCGCUGCGCGAGUGCUACUGGCCGUCCGCCUCCUCGCUCAGCGACACCGACGACGUCGAGGUCAUUCUCGACUACAACGACACACUAUUCGACAUGCUGUUGAACAGCCUGUCUCUAGAGGGCGGCAGCGUUGCGGAAUGCGAUGAGGCGCCUCCAGUGCAGCCUUGGAGCCCCGCCCGCGAGCCACGCAACGAUUGAUCCGUGCGGCGACAACACCCGCACCAACCACCACACCGACAUGACCAGCACUAUCCGCACUAAGCGCACUACCGGCUGGAAACCACGCCCUAACGAGACGAAUACCACUGCGAGUACCAGCACUAAAUAUUGACAGCUUUUAAAAAGUUCUAUUUCAAUGUUAUUCGUUUUAGUCCCACUACAACAAUCUUGGUCUUUUUGAAAGCUUAAUGUUCAUUAUAACAAUGCGAUAAGAAGCUCUGGUGCUAGAUGUUAUUUUUAAAUAUCAUUUAGAGGUCAAAAAUAAAGGACAAAAGAAUCAGGUGCCGGUCAGCAAGCGAAAAACGUACUAACCAGCCUCCAACCUUUUUGUCAGCAUUUGAUUCUAACACAUCGCAUAUAACAUACCGGGAAAACAGUUGUCAGUACAUCCAUAUUAAAUGUCUAAAUACUAAGUGUUUGAAGACAUUCAAUUGUAGUAGUCGUUUCUGAAUGUCUCUUUUAAUAUCUAAAUGUUUUAAGCAUCUGUUGUAGAAUCGUACAAUUUAGUGAUACUAUUGAAAUAUGUCCUUCGAAGCUUACAUAUAACUUGAUAUAUAGAUGUUAUUAUCCACUAUAUAUAUCUGUCUUUGCCGCUGAGUGAUUGGAGUUUAACAUUCCUUAUAUUUUAGUAACCAUUAAUCGCUCGCCUUGAUUUGAAAGUUUGCUGUUAAUUAUAACGAAUUAAGAUUUUACUGCGCUAUAUUGCUCGUAAACGUACUUGUAUUUUGGAUAUAAAAAUCAUGUCUGACUGGACUCCUGUGCAGUUAAGUGUGGGUAAAAAUCAAGCGUGGCUUGUGUAAUCGUUGUAUUGCCAAAGAUUUGGACUGCACAAUUUUUGUUAGUGGAAUUUUAGUGCCACACUGAAAAAAAUAUGGGAUCUGCUCUUUUACCUAUGGACUGUAUGACGUCGCUUAGAAAACGGUUUGCCUUCGUAAGGAACUAGUUUCAUGAAAUGGAACAAUAAUAUUCGGCUAUUUUUUUAUCACGGCAUUAAGGUUGUUUUCGUACUCCAUCGUGCAAAAAAAAUUAGAGUGGUCCGUUUUGAGGUUUGUGAAAGAAUUUUAUAGAUAAAAAAAAAUAAAGGUAACGAUAUUUUUAUCUUAUUAUCGGUUUCGUAAAUCUCAGCAUAAUUUUAAUUAUUAUACUCAUUAUGAUAUUGUAGAGAGCAAGAGACUUGCCUCGACUCGUUCCGGGUCCUCGAGUUUAGUUUUAUUACAGGUUGCGUGGAUGAAUGAACGUUAGAAUAUUAAUUUGGGCAUUAAAUUAUUUACUCAAAAUUUGAUCUCGGACAUUAUCGGUAAUUGAGUGUCCAUGACAGCUGAAUCUUUUCUUCCUCCGCCUCGUGUAUCGCUACAUCUUUUCAAAAACUUUUAUUCAAUAUUGCAAUAUCUCGAUGUUCUAGAUUAUAGGAAUUGACGUAUGUUGCGCGUUUUUGAACUUAUUUUGUUUUUAUUAUACUACCCAAAGAAUUUGAAGUUUCAAACUCGUUUAAAUUUGUUUUUUUAUUCUUUAAUUUAUAACAAUAGUCGCGUUGCAUUCGUCAAUAUGUCACUCUGACUUAAUACUGGUUAUCUUGCUUGUUUUAGCCUGUUAUUGGUUUUAUAUAAGAUUCAAUUGUGAUAUUUUACGGAAUAAUUAAUAGAAGGAAGAUAAUUGCAUCGCAUUUGUUUGUGAUCGUUGAUUUUAUAAUACUGUGUCUCAAUAUUUUCAACUACCGAUUCUUAUACUUUAAAGAUUUCUACUUUUAUUCUUAAAUAGUUAUGAUUAUUUUGUCAUUUCAAAUUAUAGAUCUCCACGUCGAAUUAUCAACGUGCAUUAGUGUGAGUGAAAUUCGUGCUUGCAAGUUGUCUUAGUGUGCGAGAGUCGACUUAGUCAGGACACCAAAAAAAAAAAAAAAUACAAAUAGAUUAUAUUUGUUAAGGUUGUUGUUAUUAAAAAAUCCUAUCAGACAUUCUGUAAGUACGAACGUCAUUUAUACUACUUACUGUAAGGCGAUAACUACGUGGAGUCUUCGUGAAUGAUAUUUAAAUAUUGUUUGAUGAUCUUUUACCGAAUAAAUGCAUGUAUUAUUUAUAUGAUUUGUUUGUUAAUCAAGCAGGAUAGGCAGUAGAAUAAAUUUUAAUCGAUAUCACUUCAAUAUGCUGUUGUUAAAGUAGAAAUCGGUGUUAAAUGUGACUGUAGCGAUAUAACAAGUUCGAACGUAGUAUUUAAACUAUUAGGUUAUGUAGUGUGUUGACUUAAAGUUCAAAGUUAGUUUAAGAGUUGAUUGCUAUAUAUGUUUUAAACUUUACUUUUUCGCUGUGAAAUUUUUUAAUUAAAAAAAAAAAACGUUUAAUGACUCACCAUAUAAAUUAAUAAAUUAUACAUUUAUUUAUAAAGUAUCAAAUACAACCGAUGGGUACAAUUGCUAUGUUUUAGAAUCAGCUUUGGUAAAUAACUGUUAACGAAAAUACCUAUUUUUGAUUCUGUCUAAAAUGUUGUAUCGAUGUACGUGAAUUGAUGUAAUAUAUAUAGCAAAAAUU
Molecule: messenger RNA, 5889 nt
Organism: Vanessa atalanta (red admiral)
Lineage: Eukaryota; Metazoa; Arthropoda; Insecta; Lepidoptera; Nymphalidae
Product: E3 ubiquitin-protein ligase TRIM37-like
Exons: 17
Coding region: 386-3346 (986 amino acids)
Biological process (GO): negative regulation of centriole replication; protein autoubiquitination
Cellular component (GO): peroxisome; aggresome
Molecular function (GO): zinc ion binding; ubiquitin protein ligase binding; tumor necrosis factor receptor binding
Source: RefSeq, a predicted model, not a curated record